This is a messenger RNA of Spodoptera frugiperda (fall armyworm), 1878 nucleotides long. It is a transcript of the gene Dtd, whose product is annotated as D-aminoacyl-tRNA deacylase. Gene Ontology annotation, cellular component: cytoplasm. Bases 124 to 660 code for a protein of 178 amino acids. Gene Ontology annotation, biological process: tRNA metabolic process. The transcript has 5 exons. Lineage: Eukaryota; Metazoa; Arthropoda; Insecta; Lepidoptera; Noctuidae. Gene Ontology annotation, molecular function: D-tyrosyl-tRNA(Tyr) deacylase activity. The record is from RefSeq and is a predicted model, not a curated record.
GUCACUGUCAUUAUGGAUUGUCAAAAGUGUCAAUAAUUAAAACUAUUUGUUGAUAUUGGAAUUACCUCAAUUCUAUUUAUUUAAAGUGUUAUUAUUUAUUAGUAAGUAAUAAGUAAUAUAAAAAUGAAAGCCCUUAUUCAACGUGUAAUGAACGCCAAAGUUACCGUAAACGAUGAAGUAAUUAGCAGUAUUGGACAAGGAAUGUGCGUCUUUAUCGGAAUAUCAAAUACGGAUAGUAAGAAAGACAUGGAAUAUAUUGUACGUAAAAUAUUGAGCAUAAAGUUAUUUGAUGAUGAAUCACAAAAGAAGUGGAAGAAGAAUGUAUCAGAGAGAGAUUUCGAAAUACUCUGUGUCAGUCAGUUUACUCUGUACAACACAUGGAAGGGUACAAAGCCAGACUUCCACCAUGCAAUGCCAGGCGAUAAAUCAAAGGAAUUCUAUGAAAACUUCUUACAAAUGUUGAAGAAUGCCUACAAACCAGAUAAAGUCAAAGAUGGCAAGUUCGCAGCCUACAUGCAGGUAAGCAUACAGAAUGACGGGCCAGUCACAUUCGAGAUAGAAUCACCAGCCAAUCUGCCCGAUCCCAAGGAACGAAAGUGCAAUAAUGGUACAAAAGUAGAAAAUAAAGAGAGUCAAGAAGAGAUUGUUGAUAAGGUAUAGAUAAUGAUAUUGAUAUUGUGUAGAAACUAUGAUAUUUAUAAUUGAUAUUAUUUAUAAGCAAUAAAUUAUUUUAUAAAAUGUUGAAAAAGAUAUUUGUUUUCCUAAAAUCUAGUUUUAACAUUGUACUUAGAUUUAUCGGUCAAUAAUUCAAUCCAAUCUGUAAUCUAAGAAAAAUGUGUACCUCGUUUUGAGGUAAAAACAUUAUCAUAAUCUUACUAAUAUUAUAAAUGCGAAAGUUUGUGAGUUUCUGUGUUUGUGUGUUCUAUGUUUGUUACUCAAUCACGUCAAAACAGCUGGAGGAAUCGGGAUAAAAUUUGGAACAGGGGUAAAUUAUGGUCUAGAAGCUGGCAGAAGCUAGUAAUAAAUAAAAACAACAACGUAAUUAAUAAAAAAACUUUAUUUUGAAAUAAUGGUUAUUAUCUAUUAACAUUUGUUACAAUUAGGCCAGUGAUUAUGCAAUUCAUGUUAGAUUAUAUUAAAAAGUUUUUACAAAGAUGAUAUGCCUACGCUACCUCUAUCAGGUCGUCACGCGACGCCGCUACGCAUAGAAACAUCAUUCUUCAUGCACACAUACGUGAUCAUCUGAUCAUGUUAACAGAUAAUCUACCAAAAAUUCAAAUCCGUCAUUACAUUAAUUUCUAAACGAGUAGAAAAUAAACUAAAAAAUAAAAUAAACUCGUAUAAAAAGUUUAAAUAAAUGCAUUUUAUAAAUCCCUCUAUUUAAAUAUUAAGAUAAUGAAAUUCAACAAAUGAGAUUAAAGACCCCUAUGCAGUGUCGAAUAUUAAAGAUUAUGUUAAUUUACUUGUAUCAAUUAGCUGGAGUGCCGCAUGAUUAUUAUUUCUAUACCGCGAAAUAUAGAUAUAUAAUCAUAAAUCUUCAUGCUUAGUACGUUACGCCUACACAAAUGUACAUCAAUUCUUAGAGAAUUUCCCUCGUCUCCGAUCAAGGCACUAAUCGUUUUGGUAUAUUGCUGAUACGUUUCCUCACUCCUAAAUUCACAAUAUCAAUGGGUUAACAUAUUCGUACAAGUGAAAGAGUACAAUUUCAAGUUCUUAAGAUAAUUCGACGCACAACUUGGAGAUCAUAAAUGAAACUGACAAUGGUAUUGAAAGAUCGCGCGAUUCUACAGUUCGCUGAUUAUGGUUCCCAAGUUCCACGUCGCGAAUCUAUUAACUUUACAAUAACUAUCGAAUAUUACUAUUACAAAAAUAUCUAUA